ACUGUGAAAAUGCAGAAGAGAGCUGUGAACUGGAUUGCAGAAGCUUUCCACUUACAGGAAACAAAUACCCAGUGGUGCACUUUAUUUACAGAUCGUCAGCUUUGCAGACUAGUUCAGCUAUGAGUAGCGCUGUGCACAUUCUGCUUUUUUUAAUAGUUCUUCUUAAUUUGGCUCUCUACAUACGGACCAGCGAGCCUGUCUUUAACAUUAAAGAUCAAGCGUUUAUUGACGAAUGCGUGAGAGAACACAACAAACACAGAAGAAAUGUGGAACCCCCCGCCAGCAACAUGCGAUACAUGACGUGGGACGAAGGCCUUGCAAUAACAGCCAAGGCAUGGGCAAAGAAUUGCAUCUUUAAACACAACGUUAACCUUAAGCAGCCGAGCAGGAUGCACCCUACAUUCAAAUCAGUGGGUGAGAAUAUCUGGGCCGGCGCUCCAUACAACACAUUCAAAGUGGGAUCGGCUUUGAUGUUAUGGGUGAAUGAGAAACAAUAUUAUAAUUACUACAACCUCAAGUGCUCACCAAUGCAAGAAUGCGGCCACUACACACAGGUUGUCUGGGCAGAUACUUAUAAGGUCGGGUGUGCUGCCCAAGCCUGUCCGAACGGUGUGUCAGAAACUUCAUUUUCAUCAAUACCAGGGAUCAUAUUUGUGUGCAACUACGCAACGGCAGGAAAUUACAGAAGUGUGCCUCCUUACAAAAACGGGAGCCCGUGCAGCAUGUGUAACAAUGAGAUGUGUGACAAUCAGCUGUGCCGUAACUCGACACGAGAUACACUGAUGAGGUAUAACUUGACCACUGACUGGUCGUCCUGCGGUUCCUUCUGCCAGGCUGUUUUGAUUACCAGGCCCGUGUCUGUCCUGCUCAUAUUUGCCAUUGUUUACGGUCUUCAACACCAUUAUACGCACCUGUUUGCAUAUGAGUGAAAAAGCCUCGACACAACUGCAAAACUGGCCUAGUUUACAUGGCAACAUGGCAGAUCCGUUAUACCAGGGAUGCUCACACUUCUAUGAAAUGAGAUCUAUUUCCAUAAUGUUAUUAUAUUCAUAUAAUAGUAUAUUUGUUUAAAUUGUUUGUAGCACAUUUUAUUCCAACAACAACCUUUUUGAAACAAAACAAGAUUUCACUGGUGCAUUAUUUGGUUUGGAAUUGCAGGGUUGUUUAGAUCAGUGUUACUAUCAGAAAUAAUUAAUAAUUAUUUCUUUAGUUAUUAAUUAAUAUUUAAUUAAUUGAAUCUAACUCAUUAAAACCUCAUAUGGGGCUCCAGUAAAUGUAGUGCGCUACGUUUUGGUUAUUAGCAAUAAUUAAUAAUUAUCAAAGAUAAUUAUUAAUUAUUAAAAUCAAUAGAACAUUGAUGAGAAUCAAUGUUAGCUUUUUUAAUCCUUUAAAUCAACAAUUAUCAAAGAUAAUUGUUAAUUGUUAACAUCAAUGAAACAUUGAUUAAAAUUAACACGAGCUUAUUGAUCAUUCAAAUUCAACAAACAUCAAAGAUAAUUAUCAAUUAUCAAAAAUCAAUAGAAUAUUAAUUAGGAUUAACAUUGACGGGGCACCACCCUGGAAUCAGGGACUAAUAACCAGAUAGUAAAACAGUCUCAAUAUUAGAUUGUUUUCUUAGGAAAAUCAGACAUCCAAAGAAUAUCGAUUUUCGGGGGGAAAAAAAACAAUGAAUGAAGGCUUGAAUCUUGAACUGUUAAUUUCUUUAAAAUCCAAAUUUUUAAGUAUAUUUUAGAAUUUAGCUGAAGUACAUAGUUAUGUCGUCAUGGCAACAAAGUUGUAAAAUUGGCUAUAACUUCACAUAAAAGGUUAGCAAGUGAUUUUAUUACACUUAAGUCAUGUUAACACAUAUUGUUUAUGUCUUGUGGCUAUACUUUUGAAAUAGUAUUAUAAUGUUUAUGGAUUGGCCCCAUUGACUUCCAUUGUAAGUGCUUCACUGGAACACAGAUUUUAGCUUAUUUUUAUUAUUUUUUUUUUUUUUAAGGUGCAAUUUUUAGUCAAAGAGCCUUGUAAUUUUCCAAUCUAAAAUAUUAAAUCUUUAUUUUCUUUUUCUUCUGUCUAUGCAGAAGGAAGCAUCACAUUUUAUUAAAAGGCCUCAAAACUUCAAA
Molecule: messenger RNA, 2105 nt
Organism: Myxocyprinus asiaticus (Chinese sucker)
Lineage: Eukaryota; Metazoa; Chordata; Actinopteri; Cypriniformes; Catostomidae
Gene: glipr1a
Product: GLI pathogenesis-related 1a
Exons: 6
Coding region: 120-929 (269 amino acids)
Cellular component (GO): extracellular region
Source: RefSeq, a predicted model, not a curated record